CGGGAGUGUGGCGGGCGGGGGGAGUGCGGGGCUCUGCUGCCUGCCCUCGCCUCCCCUCGGGCCUGUGGGUCGUGCCUCGGGGCUGGGCAGGGUGCGGGGCAGGCUGGGCCCCUGCGGCCCUGAGGGGGGGCCGGCCUUUCCCUCUCACCGGUGUUGGCCCCAUCGCUGCCUCCGAGGUGGAGGGGCCAGGGCCAUGCCUGUGGGCCCUCUGGGCGGGUGCACGUUAUCUGUUAGCUUAGCAUUUACAAACUGCAAGGUUCUGUUCAUAGGGCUGCCCUGUUUGCCCUAGAGGCUGGUUCUCUCCUUGUACUCUGUCCCGGCACCUGAGGGAAUCAACUGGGACCAAGCCACCGGUAAAGGCAGCCAGCCGUACUUGCAAAGGGUGACAUCCACGUAUGCUGAGGAGACGGUGACAUGUGAGGCUACAGGCGUGGCCUGCAUAAAGGCUUUUGUCAGAAAGGGGCUUUUGAGAGGACUGAGGCACGUGUGAGGAUGCUUACUUUUUGUCACAGAAAUGAUUAAAAUUUGUCUUCUCAAAGCUACUGCAAAGACUCCUGUUUGGACAGAGACUGUGUGUGAAUUUUAGCAGAUGGGUGGUUGGGGGAAAAUGUUCUGCUGUACUGAUCAGGACUCAUGAAGCAAGAGAAACCUGUCUUUAAAAAAAUUACUGAUACAAAGCUGUACUGCUGACAGCAAAGCAGGAUGCAGGUACAUCUAGCAAGAAAUUUUAGGCAGGGUUAUUCUCAGGUUUGAUCAUAGUAAAACAAAUGUCCUAAUACAGAACAGCCAACCUGCUCGUGGGGUUUAGCAUUUGCGGACACAACUGUGAGAUUAACUUCAAAUCUUGUUUUAUCUGUUCAAACUUUGGAAGUCCCGUACUGUGUUUCUGUCCCAACACACGAUUAAACUUAGUUUUAAGACUGGCAAAACAGCUGGUAUCUCAUAUAAGUGGGCCCCUGCCUCUGCCAACCGUGGAAAGUUGGCAUCUUAUAGCAAGAGUCCAAACAAAAUGGAAAAAGAAAGGAUUAAGAUUAAGUGGCAGCUUUAGUUAUUAAGAUAGGGGGAAAAAAAAAAUCUGCAGCUAGAGAUGUUACCACAUGUGAUUUCUUUAAAGCAGAUUGUUACAGCAGGCAGAUUUUUUAUGUUUGCUCUGUUUUGUCUCUCCUGGGUUCCCAGUCCUCUGUGAUGACAGCAAACAUCUCCUUUGCUUUGUGCUCACAGAAGGGCUCAGUCUUUCUUUGUAAGAUGGAUGGAGUCUUAAUACUAGUUACUGAAAACAGGUGGAAAGGAGGCUAGUGGAGGUUUUUGUUUGUUUGUCCUGUAAACUUAAAAACUAUACAAAUAUGUAUUUUCUUCAUCUUAAGCUUGUCUAGGGAUUUACAGCAUCCCUAUCUCAGAAGAACAAAACUGCUUUGAGUGGAAGGAAAUCUGCAAAAGAUGGCCUGAAGCAGGAGCCUGUGGCAGCUUUGCAGGUAAUGCAGCGCACAGCCUCCUUUAAUCGGUCAUUGCAGGAUGAAGAAUAAACUGUGAGGGUCGUUCCCCUGCUCCUCAGAGACCAUGAGGUGUUGACAAAAAUAAUUGAAGAACAGAUUUUUUUUCAUAGCUGAAACAUCUGGCUGAAGAGUGUGGAGACUAGUCCAAAAAUGCGUAGUGUGAAUAGCUCAGAGACUCCCUGGCUACUAAGAUUUACGUGUCCGAGACCUGUGAGGGAACACACUCAGCAGAGGCCUUGGCAGGCAGCACCUGAUGAAAGUCAAGAUGUCAUUGCUUCUGCUCAGUGCAUCUUGGACAGAGAAAAUUAUUUUGUGAGGGAGUUGGACAGAUAUUUAAGCCACAAUGAUUUCUUAAAUCUGAGAAAGAAGGAGAUCCUUUACAAGAAAUGGCUUGAGGAUGUUUCAGAGCCACUGCUGCAGAAAAUUGAGGACAAAAUGGACAGCCAGUCAAGCAAAGAAAUACAGAAAAGGAAAGAAGAACAACUCUCUCUCUAUUUAAACUACUGUAAAAAGAAGGGCUAUGUGGCUUUGGAAGCUUACGACCCAUCAGAGUACGAUCCGUUCUUCCUGAAGACGUGUACAGACUGCUGGAAGGUUUCAAUACCAACUUUACAGGAUCCUCUAUUAAAAGACAUUCAAAGAAAGUUUAUUGAGACAGGCAUUAUCAAGCAGUGUGAGACAGGAAGACCGUCUUCUACCAGAGAGCUGAACCAACUCAGUAAAGCAGAACUGCCACUGCUUCCUUUGAGCCGGCAACGUAUGGAUGCAGUUGAGUGGCUGAAGAUACCACACGCCUACAUUGCUAGUGAGGUCCACCAGACAAAGAGGCAGAAAGUCAUCAGCCGCCACAAAGAUGUCGAGAGCCGAUGAUGUUACCUGUCCUCCAGCUGACUGCAGCAGCAAGCACAACCAUCAGAAGGUACCAUUUGCAAAAUAUGUUACAUCGUCUGCCAAAGCCAGUGAUAACAGGCCAGGUCUUCUGGCGAACUGCAAUAAACUGUCUUAAACAUGUGGUUCUGAAGUAGCUAACCCAGCAGCCAAAGAAAUGUUUGAGAUGCUACUGCUCUUUCCAGCUCCAGGCCAUGCUCUGCAGGCCAAACCCUACUAUUUUAGGAGGUUUAACGUAGGCUCAGCCCCACAAAGACAGUGCUGAUGUUGUCUGGUUUAGAGCGUGAGGGAAUCAUUGUAUUAAUGGACAUGAACUGGUGAGAGAAGUUCAAGAAGUCUGGUAGGCCCCUCUUCUACACAGUGCAGGAUCUGUGUGUUAUCUACUGGUCUGGCAACAGCUACAGCUCUGAGUCCGCUGUAUUACAUGUUACAAGGAGUAGGAAAGUUAGCAGUGGGCAGAGGGAAUGGCAAAGCUUGCAAAACUUUAGCUACAGCUGUUGCAAUUUUGCAUGAAGCUGAAGGAGGUCACCUUGAGAUUUAAGAACAAAGCCUCCCUUUGAAUGAGGAGGAGAAGGAGGUGCUCCUGGCUAUGUGUGUGGUUGGCAGAUGUGUACACAGGAGUGGCUUAGAAAGCACUGAUAAGGAAACAAUUAUUUGGUUUUGGUUGUUCAAAUCUUCAUUAGAACUCCCAUAGUGAAUGUCUUGCAAAAUAUUAUUUGCAAAAUAAUGUUUAGGGUACUACCAAGGUUUCAAAGGACUUUCUCCUGGGGGCACUGUACAAAGCAGUGAAUCAAACUUUAACAUGCAUAUUGAGUGUUCUGAGAAGGCAGGACAUAAUUAGGGGAGAGGAGAUGUCUAGUACUUUUCAGAGGGUCAGUGCUGAGCAACAAAUGCUGUCAGUGCCCUACAGCUCAGCUUCUCUCUUGUUCCAGCAUGGUCUCUGUCUCCGUGCUAGUGUGCCUGCACAGCAGCUCCGGCGUCAAAGCCAGAAAGCAGUUUUCGCAGUGCUUUUUCAAGAGGCUCCAAACUCCCACUGUACAAACACAAUCUCUCAAGAGUUGCCAAGAUUUAGUUUUAUUUAGGAUUAGAAAUACUGAACCACAGAAAACUGUUAAAAUUAACAGAGGUUGACUCAGCCCUGUAACAGGAGGGUACACAGAUGGCAAUCGGGUGUGAAACUGUCAGACACCAGGAGGUAUUGCUGCGCCCAUGGAAAACAAGGGCAGGCGCUGCUCAGAAUUGCAUGCUGUGCUUUUUCAACAAAGCAGUUUAAGGAGGCAGUAAAAUGGUUACAAUGUAUCAAACCUUUUAUAAACAAACUUUUUUUUUUUAACCAUCCCUGAUUUUAGUGCCAAGAGAAAGUUUUUGCUUUCAACCAAUCUCAUUUUACAGAUUCGUGUUGGGGGGAGAGUUCCCUGGAGCAAACCUUUUAAACUUGUAAUAAACUUUUCUUGAAUUUAA
Messenger RNA from Aquila chrysaetos chrysaetos, 3842 nucleotides. It is a transcript of the gene FAM228B, whose product is annotated as family with sequence similarity 228 member B. The record is from RefSeq and is a predicted model, not a curated record. The transcript has 10 exons. The coding region runs from base 1644 to 2363 and encodes 239 amino acids. NCBI's taxonomy places the organism in Eukaryota, Metazoa, Chordata, Aves, Accipitriformes, Accipitridae.